Molecule: messenger RNA, 1035 nt
Organism: Patiria miniata (bat star)
Lineage: Eukaryota; Metazoa; Echinodermata; Asteroidea; Valvatida; Asterinidae
Product: cell wall protein DAN4-like
Exons: 13
Coding region: 1-1035 (344 amino acids)
Source: RefSeq, a predicted model, not a curated record
AUGAAAUUGUCGUUUAAUGUGUUUUUUUCCGAUGAAGCAUUUUUAACCGAACAAGCCACAUCCACAGCAGUUACCAGCGAUGCUUCUACUGAGGCUACCACAGCUCCCACGACUGAGAAUGCAACAACAGUGGUAGCCUUGGACGACAUAUCUACCGAGUCCGCCAAUGAAGCACUGACUGUCAAUCACACAACGGAUCGAGUGUCAACCGAAGCAGUUUCCAGCAUUGCACCUACCGACCCAACCACUGAAGUAUUUUCAACCGGAUAUGCCACAUCUACAGCAGUUACCGGCGAUGCAUCUACUGAGGCUACCACAGUAUUUGCAACGGGACAAGCUGCCACCAAAGAAGUUACUGGCGAUGUAUCUACCGAGUCUACAACUGAAGCUUUGACGACUGAGAAUGCAAUGAGUACUGCAGCUAUAGGCGAUGUAUCUACCGAGUCCGGCACUGAAGAAUUUUCUACCAAUCAGACUACGGAUCAAGUGACAACCGAGGCAGUUUCCAGCAUUGCAUCUACCGACCCAACUACUGAAGCAUCACCAACCGAGCAAGUGACAACUGAAGUAGUUUCUGGCAUCGCAUUUACAGACUCCUCCUCUGAAGCACUUACGACGGAGAAUGCUACAACUGUAGUGAUUCUGGGCGGUGGCGAUGUAUCUACCAAUUCCGGCUCUGAAGCGUUCACACCCGAACAUCCUACCACUCCAUCAGAUUUGAGCGGUGUGUCAACCGAUGCUACCCCUUCAGCAUUCACUAUUGGAAAAGCUUCAUCCACAGCAUCCACCAGCGAUGUAUCAAGCGAGUCAGCCACAACAGCAUCACCAACCGAGCAAGUGACAACUGAAGUAGUUUCUGGCGUCGCAUUUACAGACUCCUCCUCUGAAGCACUUACGACGGAGAAUGCUACAACUGUAGUGAUUCUGGGCGGUGGUGAUGUAUCUACCAAUUCCGGCUCUGAAGGUAAUCCUUUUGAAUUUGCACAAAAACUUCAAAGUUUCAACGAUCUUUUGAAACCUUAUGUCAAAAUUUAG